AUAACUACACAUAUUCAAAUAAACUAAAACAAGAGUCAUAUUCAUUCUCAACAAAUGGAUGAUGAUACGAAAGUUGAGGAAUGCACAAUCACCGAUCUUUCGUCUAUUCAUUCUCAAAACGACGUCGUUUGUACUGAACCACUGUCCGAAACCACCGUCAAGAACGAACAGCCUCUUCCUCCGACCGCCGGCGACGAAGCACCUGUUUUGCCGGAAGAAGUCAACUUCGAUAUCCUUCUGAGGCUUCCUGUGAGAUCCCUUCUCCAAUUAAAGUGCGUUUCCAAAUCAUGGAAAACCCUAAUUUCCAAUCCUCAAUUCGCAAAGAGCCAUCUUCUCAGCUCAACAUCGUAUCCACAAUUAUUCACUUCCGCAGUCAAAAUCGGAGACCGUGAAAUCCUAUCUUACCCUAUGAAGCCAUUGUUGGAAAAUCCAUCAACCCCUGUUGAACCCGUUACUAUAACCAUGAGACACAAAUACAAUAUUCUAGGUUCGUGCAAUGGGUUGCUUUGUUUGUAUGAUUCUUCUCAAUCUAAUUUCAGAUUGUGUAAUCCUUCUAUCAAAUUGAAAUCGAACGGAUUUCCAAUUGUUGCUUCGUUCGAUAAUAAGAUUAUCACACAUCAUGGUUUUGGGUAUGAUCAAGUGAAUGAUAAGUACAAGUUGUUAGUUGUUGUACUCAAUAAGGAUGAUUUUAGUGAAAAAGUUACCAGAAUUUAUACUUUUGGUGAAAAUUCUUGGACAACGGUUUCAAAUUUCCCGUGUAAUCCUGGUAUGUGGUUAGGGAAGUUUGUGAGUGGCACUUUGAAUUGGAUCAUUAAUGAAGGUGGUGUUAAUUCUAAUCAACGGGUGAUUCUUUCGGUUGAUCUUGAGAAAGAGACUUAUGGCGAAGUGUUGCUUCCUCAACAUGAUGGUAACAGAUUUUGCAAUCCUAUGAUGUAUGUUUUGAGUAAUUGCCUUUGUGUGUGUUGUGAUCACUCAGAAACUCAUUUGGCCGUGUGGAUAAUGAAAGAGUAUGGAGUUGCUGAGUCAUGGACUGUAUUGACGAUCAUCCCUCGUGAGAAGUUAAUCUGGAAUUGUCCAAGGCAGCCUCAUGUUGAGCCCUUGUUUGUUUCUAAAGAUGGUGUUCUUCUAUUGAGAACCAUGCGUUCCAAACUUGUCCUGUGUAACUUAAAUAAUGCAGGGAUUGAUUAUGCUAGGAUUUUAGGCAUACUUGGGAGGGAUGUGCAUAUAUACUAUGAGAGUUUGGUAUCACCAUUUUAGCCAUAUUUGGACGGGAGAUGCAUAUUUACCAUGAGAGCUGGUAUUGCUGCAAUGGUAAAUCACAUUUCUGGAGUCUUCCAAAUUUUAGUUGCAUGAUGACUUCUGAUAAAAGCAACUAUAUCUUUUGCUUUAGAAAUUGGUAACCAACCCAGCUAUGCUUGGCGGAGCAUGUUCAACAUUAAAGAUGUGAUCGAUCUAGGAUCAAGAUGGUCUAUAAGUAAUGGGCAGAAUGUGAGAAUCUGGAAGGAUGAUUGGCUUCCCAACCAAACUGGAUUUAAAGUAUGCAGCCCUAUGGUAGAUUUUGAGGAAGCAACUUGUAUUAGUGAGUUAAUUGACACCAAUACCAAAAGCUCGAAAAGGGAUCUUGUCAGGAAUGUCUUCUCGGCCUUUGAAGCAAAACAGAUCCUAAACAUUCCCUUAUCUUGGAGACUUUGGCCUGACAGAAGAAUUUUGUAUUGGGAGAGAGACGGAAACUACUCAGUCAGGUCAGCCCAUCAUCUCAUCAAAGUGGCAACUAAGGAUUACCCUGAAGUAUCAUCAUCAAAUGACCAAUCUUUAUGGAAGGCGCUCUGGUUGAUUAAGGCACCUCAUAGUGUAAAGAAGAUCCGCUGGAGAUUGGCCAAAGAUAUCCUUCCAACAAGGAGCACACUGGCGAGGAAAGGUAUGAAUCUUAAUACAAUUUGAACGCUUUGUUUUGAAGCAGACGAGACUUUAGAACACCGGUUUAUGAGCAGUAGAUGCGCCCAACAAACCUGAUUCACUUCCACCUUAGGACUUCAUGUUCCUUCUCAUAUGUGCUUGAAAGUCUGGAUGUCUGAUUGGUUGUCAAAAAAAGACCACUUAGCAGCUCAAAUUUUUGGUAUCACUUUGUGGAAGAUUUGGCAAGAUAGGAACCAAAUGGUGUUCCAAAAUCAUCAAUUUAAUCCUAUCCAAAUAGCUACAUCAGCUGUGGAGUUCACAUUAGAAUUCAACCAAGCAAACCACUCUGCAAUUGCUUCUGCUUCAAGGAGAACUGAUAUUGAAUUCUGAUGCCCCCCUCCGCCGGGUGUGAUGAAACUGAAUGUGGAUGCAGGUUGCUUCAAGGAUGAUACAGUGGCUUGGGGAAUGGUAGUUAGAGACCAUAGAGGAGUCGUAGAAUUUGCUGUAUCAAAACCAGAACGAAGGCAACUAUCCUCUACUUUGACCGAAGCAUUAGCUCUUCGGUGGUGUCUCUAAUGGAAUCCUCACAACAAAUCAAGGUGGACAGUUCCUCAUUGAAACUGAUUUUGAAGUCACCGUGAAAUGUAUCCAAGGUCUCGUUCGGAUGGCUGGGAUAGAAAAUAUUAUUCUAGACUGCAUAGACAUUUUAUCCACUCUUUCCAAUUGUACUGUUGCUUUUAUUAAGAAAACUAUGAAUGGUGCUGCCCAUAGCCUAGUGGGAGUAGCAAAACAGUUUGAUUCUAACUCAUGGGUGGGAUAUGUCCCUGAACUCGCGGCCUCUGCUCUUUGUACUAAUAUGCUUUCCAUUAAUGGAAUGCAUGUUUGAUUGACAUAAAAAAGGUUAUAUCUUUUGCUUUAGAUCUU
Messenger RNA from Medicago truncatula (barrel medic), 2820 nucleotides. Its product is annotated as F-box/kelch-repeat protein At3g23880. Lineage: Eukaryota; Viridiplantae; Streptophyta; Magnoliopsida; Fabales; Fabaceae. Gene Ontology annotation, molecular function: protein binding. The record is from RefSeq and is a predicted model, not a curated record. Bases 55 to 1257 code for a protein of 400 amino acids. The transcript has a single exon.